Molecule: messenger RNA, 237 nt
Organism: Symbiodinium sp. CCMP2456
Lineage: Eukaryota; Dinophyceae; Suessiales; Symbiodiniaceae
Source: the annotation of a GenBank genome assembly
GCCCUGCUGGGCUUCGAGCGCACCGUCCGGCACUUGGAUGGGCGAACCAUCCAUUUCUCCUACAGCAAGGUCACGAAGCCAUCCGCAAUCCUCCGCAUCCGUGGUGAGGGCUUUCCCCAUAGGGGAGAUCCCACAGAACGGGGCGACCUUUAUGUGAAGUGCAACUUGAUCAUGCCUGAGGAUGGUGAGCAGUGGCUGCAGGACAUGCUGCAAAGAUCAGCAGAAGUGAAGUCUUAG